CGGAGGGGCGGGCUGGGACUCUCGGCUCGCACGCCCUUCGGCUGCCGGGAGCCCGAGCUCCCUUCCGCUUCCGACGCGCUGUCCGCCAGCCGGUGGAUGUGCGGCAACAACAUGUCCGCCCCGAUGCCCGCCGUUGUGCCCGCCGCCCGGAAGGCCACCGCCGCGGUUAUUUUCCUUCACGGAUUGGGAGAUACUGGGCACGGAUGGGCAGAAGCCUUCGCAGGUAUCAAAAGUUCCCACAUCAAAUACAUCUGUCCACAUGCGCCUGUUAUGCCAGUCACACUAAACAUGAAUAUGAUGAUGCCUUCUUGGUUUGAUAUUAUUGGACUUUCACCAGAUUCCCAGGAGGAUGAAUCUGGAAUUAAGCAGGCGGCAGAAACUGUAAAAGCCUUGAUAGAUCAAGAAGUGAAGAAUGGCAUUCCUUCUAACAGAAUUAUUUUGGGAGGAUUUUCUCAGGGAGGCGCCUUAUCUUUAUACACUGCUCUCACCACACAGCAGAAACUGGCUGGUGUCACUGCACUCAGUUGCUGGCUUCCACUUCGGGCUUCGUUUUCACAGGGGCCUAUCAAUAGUGCUAAUCGAGAUAUUUCUGUUCUCCAGUGUCAUGGAGACAGUGACCCUUUAGUUCCCCUAAUGUUUGGUUCUCUUACUGUUGAAAGACUAAAAGCAUUGGUAAAUCCAGCCAAUGUAACCUUCAAAGUCUAUGAAGGCAUGAUGCACAGCUCAUGUCAGCAGGAAAUGAUGGAUGUCAAGUACUUCAUUGAUAAGCUCCUACCUGCAAUUGAUUGACGUCACUAAGAGGCCUUGAGUAGACGUUCACCAGCAUCACAGUAGUGGAGUAUAAACCUUUCCCCAUGACUGAUCAUAAAACUGCUAAUGUUUGCAGUGUUAAAAUGUUUUGCAAAUACAUACCAAUGAGACAGACUAAAUGAUGUCUCCCUCAUGGGAAAUGUAUGAUCCUUUUACGUUUCUAUGCAUAUAUUUGUAUAAUACAACUCAGAAUAUACUAGUAUUACAGUAGGUAAGUGAAGCAACUAGCUUCUUUGUCUCAAAUUAAUUCAGCAAAAUAAGAUAACACAAGCAGAGUUUUAUUACAUCAUUUCAAUUACUAGUAUGCUCUCUGAAACUUUGUUCAGGUCUAAACAAGCUGUUAAGAUGUAAGUGACUUCUUAAUUCUAUGAGUUAGACUAUAGUUUUACUCCACAAGUGUUGAGUCACCACGCAGUGUCUGUGUUUCUGUUUGUAUUCACACAUACGUGACUGGGAUACCUAAGAUGGUAUUACAUCAUCCCUGACCAUAGGGAUCGUGCUCUUAAGUGUCAAAAGUAAUACUGCUCUCUGCAAUUAAUUGCCCUGCUACUGGGGGACCAGGCUUCCCCCCUUCGAUGUAACUUUUCUCCUUUCAAGAAGAAAAAGGUAGAUUCUUUUUGGUUUCCAUAGAAAAGUAAUAUUGCCUCCCUGUCAUAAAGAAAAAUCUGUCAUUAUAUAUUAUUUUGACAUUCUGAAACACAGACAUACAGUAUUUCCAAUAUAGGUAAUAUGAAAAGAAACCACACAUUACUUAAGCGUACAUAUUUCAAAUAACAAUCUUCAGACCAGAAUCUUCAGUGCUGGUCAUUAAUUCUGUGGUUUUAUUUUUCUAUAAAAACUUAAAGGGUAAAUAAUAUCUUAGCGUGUUUAGAAAUACUUGUGACUGGUUUUAGAAUAUAAUUUCUUAAACAUAGCAGAGUUUAAGUUUACAUUUUCUGUACAUGUUAUGCUUAAAACCAAAUACUGUUCAAGAUGAGCAGUCAAACUUGUUUUAUUUUCACUGGGUAACAUACUAAUUUGAAAUUUUCAUCUUCAGUAAAGGAGCUUUUGAUAAUCAGUCUCCUGUGCAAAUAUUAAAAUAACAAUCAUUUGAUUUUAAAUCAUCAACAUGUUCAAAAUACUGCUGAAAAUUAUUUAAUUUAUGGAUAAUAAGGACUGGUUAGAACCCACAUAUAUAAACCCAUAUUUAUAACUGUUUCCACACAGUUGAAUAUGUUACAAAAAUUAUGGUUAUUUCUGAACGGUUUCUUUUCCUGCUGUUUUUCAACCGACCAAGAAGAAGGAAGCAUCUUUGUAAACAGGAGCUAACUGAUGUGGGGUCAUUUGGUGUGUCCAAGAUAGAGUGUUAACAAUGAAGCCGAUUGUUUAUGUCUAGAUUUAAAACAACUUCAAACAAUCAUUUACUAUUUUGCUUUACUUUGAAGAGCAUACAUUUACUUCAGUUAUUGUAUCUGUAAAAAUUUAUUUGGGGUAAGAAAUAUUCCGUUGAAUUUGUGUGCUGUAAUGUGGGAAAAUGUCAUGUUUUUCACAGUUUCUAUCAAUGUGAAAUAAAAUUUAAUUUUGGCUUUAUCAA
This is a messenger RNA of Rattus rattus (black rat), 2383 nucleotides long. It is a transcript of the gene Lypla1, whose product is annotated as lysophospholipase 1. Gene Ontology annotation, molecular function: carboxylic ester hydrolase activity; palmitoyl-(protein) hydrolase activity. Gene Ontology annotation, biological process: protein depalmitoylation. Lineage: Eukaryota; Metazoa; Chordata; Mammalia; Rodentia; Muridae. The record is from RefSeq and is a predicted model, not a curated record. The coding region runs from base 97 to 789 and encodes 230 amino acids. The transcript has 9 exons. Gene Ontology annotation, cellular component: cytoplasm.